This is a messenger RNA of Juglans regia (Persian walnut), 2003 nucleotides long. RefSeq names its product U4/U6.U5 tri-snRNP-associated protein 2-like. Lineage: Eukaryota; Viridiplantae; Streptophyta; Magnoliopsida; Fagales; Juglandaceae. The record is from RefSeq and is a predicted model, not a curated record. The transcript is spliced from 10 exons. Bases 211 to 1902 code for a protein of 563 amino acids. Gene Ontology annotation, biological process: protein deubiquitination; mRNA processing; spliceosomal complex assembly. Gene Ontology annotation, molecular function: cysteine-type deubiquitinase activity; zinc ion binding.
GGAGGUGCUAUCCACAGGCUCGAUCUGUCGAAGACCGAUCUUAGCAGAGCGUUCUCGACGAGCGGCCCUCACGACUCGUUCCGAGUUACCAGUGACCGACUUUCGGAGAGAUCGAAAGUUGCUGAGCUUCUCACUUCACCCUGCUUUUAAGUAUCGUUCUCGGGUUGGUGAAAAUUAGCGUUCAUAUAAGCUGGUUGAACCUUGAUAGGAAUGAAGCCGAAGAGAGAAAAUGAUAAUUUGGUGGAUCAUGAGGAAGGGCUCGAUUCAGAAUCGAAGAGGCGGAAAGUGGUAGAGGAGUCAUCUCCGUCCCCGCCUCCUAUUCCCAUUGCGAAUCCUCUUGCUGGACUAGCAAAUUAUGACGAUGAUGAUGAGGAGGAUGAAAAUCAGUGGCGAAGGGCUGAGGAAAGUAGUGAUCGAAGGGUUGAGCAAAAUGGAAAUGGAGGUGAUCAACAGGAGGACGAGGAGGACGAGGAUGAACAUGAGCAAGGAUACAGUCAAGGAAAGCGAAGCCGUGAGGUUGAGCGCCGUAGGGACUGUCCAUAUCUUGACACUGUUAAUCGUCAGGUUUUGGAUUUUGAUUUUGAAAAGUUCUGCUCUGUUUCCCUGUCAAAUUUGAAUGUGUAUGCAUGUUUGGUCUGUGGAAAGUACUAUCAAGGAAGAGGGAAAAAGUCUCAUGCAUACACUCACAGCCUUGAAGCAGGCCAUCAUGUUUAUAUCAAUCUUCGAACUGAGCAGGUUUAUUGCCUUCCGGAUGGAUAUGAAAUUGACGACCCCUCAUUGGAUGACAUUCGGCAUGUCUUGAGUCCAAGGUUUACUAAAGAAAUAGUUGAACAACUUGACAAGAACAAACAAUGGUCUAGGGCACUUGAUGGUUCUGAUUACCUCCCAGGAAUGGUGGGUCUUAACAACAUUAAGGAGACAGAUUUUGUGAAUGUCAUAAUACAAUCUUUGAUGAGAGUUACUCCUUUACGGAAUUUUUUUCUUAUCCCCGAAAAUUAUAAGCAUAGCAAAUCUCUACUUGUUCAUCGAUUUGGAGAACUCACACGAAAGAUUUGGCACUCACGGAACUUUAAAGGACAGGUGAGCCCACACGAGUUUCUGCAGGCAGUUAUGAAAGCAAGUAAAAAACGGUUUCGUAUAGGUGCGCAGUCAGACCCAGUCGAAUUCAUGUCAUGGCUUCUUAACACGCUUCAUUCCGAUCUUAAAACAAAGAAAAAUAAAAGCAUUAUCUAUGAUUGCUUUCAGGGUGAAUUGGAGGUUGUCAAAGAGAUUCAUAACAAAGCUCUUACCGAGAAGAAAGAAUACGGUAAUGAUCAGAAUGCUGUUUCCAAACACACAGGUGGCGGAACUGAACUUGAAGCAGCUGUGACUGAAACUUCCAGAAUGCCAUUUUUAAUGCUUGGACUAGAUUUGCCCCCACCUCCUCUUUUCCAAGAUGUCAUGGAGAAAAACAUAAUACCCCAGGUUCCGCUCUUCAACAUCCUGAAGAAGUUUGAUGGUGAAACAGUCACUGAGGUUGUCCGUCCUCGAAUAGCAAGGAUGAGAUAUCAUGUCACCAGAUUACCCCAGUAUGUAAUUCUCCACAUGCGUCGAUUUACAAAGAACAACUUUUUUGUGGAAAAGAACCCUACAUUAGUCAACUUUCCUGUGAAGAAUCUGGAGUUGAAGGAUUACAUUCCCUUGCCAACACCUAAAGAGAAUGAGAAACUACGUUCAAAGUAUGAUUUGAUUGCCAAUAUUGUUCAUGAUGGUAAACCCGAUGAAGGGUUCUACAGGGUAUUUGUGCAGCGGAAGUCAGAAGAACUAUGGUAUGAGAUGCAGGAUCUGCAUGUUUCAGAAACACUUCCUCAAAUGGUUGCACUCUCUGAGACGUAUAUGCAGAUUUAUGAGCAGCAGCAGUAAUGUAGUGAUUAUUGGUUGUUUAUGAUGUUUAAGCAAACGCAGUGUAAUUUGUUUCCAAUGGAUGAUGAAAUGUGAUGAUAGAAAGAGCUUAACCUUUCGGA